UGGUCCUUAAUUUGUUGGAAAGAAUGGAUAACGUCUAUCAUCACUACCAUGCAGUUUGUGGGACUUCUAACUAGUGGCUUUAUCGCGGGUCAAGUUGCUGAUCUGAUUGGUCGUAAGCCCACUUUACUCCUGUCCCUCACCCUCCUGGCCGCCAGCAACCUGCUCUGUGCAUUCUCUUCCUCCUGGGAAAUGUUUGCUAUUGCGCGGUUUCUGAUUGGUUUAGCCUGUGGGAUGUUCUUAACGGUGUACUUAAACUUUGUGCUGGAGUUUAUUCCCACUACGUACCGAGCGAUGAUAAUGGCGAUCGACACGUGUCCGAUUAAUGCAGCUCUUCUCGGUCUUGUUUCCUUCUGGUUGAAGGAUUGGCGGUAUCUACAUUUUGCGACCUUUCUUAUAACUCUUCCAUUCCUUUUGGGAAUGAUUAUGGUUCCCGAGAGUUUCCGGUGGCUGGUUUCCCACUUCAAAACUGAGAAAGCCAAGGAAGUUAUAGAGAGAAUUGCUAUCAUAAACGGUAAAGAAAGAACGGAUGUGACGAAACUGAUAGCAAAAAUUCAGAAAGAGACUGAAGAAGUGGUCAAAAAGAGUUAUUCAAUUUUGGAUAUAUUCAGAGACACAACGCUGACGAAGCACUCCUUCUUGCUUUGGUUUAUAUGGCUUUCUACCGGUUAUUCUUACUUUGCCAUUUCAUUUGGUGUGGAGGAGCUAUCUGGAGACCUUUAUCUUAAUAUAAUCCUCCUAAGUUUAGUGGAAAUCCCGGCACAAUUAGCCACAUGGUACCUUAAUAACAGAAUUGGCAGACGUUGGACGUGCUUUAUGUUUUAUUUGAUCGCUGCUGGUGGUGGAUCAACAGUUGGGAGUAUUCAAAUAUUUGAUGCUGUUAACAGCCCAGUUGUCAUUAACUUGUUUGCUAUGAUGGCUAAAUUAGGUGUAGCGGCUGCAUGGGCCGCCCUCAAGACGUUCACCACGGAGACUUAUCCCACCGUCGUCAGAAACAUCGGAUACGGCUGCGCAAUCUCCAUUUCCGGUGUUGGCGCCAUGGUGGCUCCUCAGAUUGUUCAAAUGAGUAAAUCAUUUCCGGGCCUGAUGUACUCCCUGUGCGGCGGCUUGAUGUUUUUGUCCGCCAUAACAGCGGUUCUAGUGCCCGACACGAAGGGAAAAAUCAUGGAAAACAAAAUUUAGUCAAAAAAAUAGAAAAUCUGUAUGAUAUCAGAUGGUGUAAUUAAAGGGAAGAAUGUGUGUCAGACUGAGACAUUGCAGUAGUAUUGAGAAGUCAUUUAAGCAAAGAAGUAAAUCCUUCCAGCAUGAUUUUUUUUCAUAGCCCGAGUUUCCAGUGUGUAAUUUGAAACUA
Saccostrea cuccullata (small rock oyster) is the source of this 1348-nucleotide messenger RNA. Its product is annotated as solute carrier family 22 member 4-like. The transcript is spliced from 8 exons. Gene Ontology annotation, molecular function: transmembrane transporter activity. The record is from RefSeq and is a predicted model, not a curated record. Gene Ontology annotation, biological process: transmembrane transport. Gene Ontology annotation, cellular component: membrane. The annotation marks the transcript as partial. NCBI's taxonomy places the organism in Eukaryota, Metazoa, Mollusca, Bivalvia, Ostreida, Ostreidae.